Molecule: messenger RNA, 945 nt
Organism: Batrachochytrium dendrobatidis JAM81
Lineage: Eukaryota; Fungi; Chytridiomycota; Chytridiomycetes; Rhizophydiales
Exons: 4
Cellular component (GO): nucleus
Molecular function (GO): NAD+ binding; histone deacetylase activity, NAD-dependent
Source: RefSeq, a predicted model, not a curated record
AUGCCUCAUAAAUUCGUUUUUACUGACUCGAAUUCGGGGACAGCAAUAUAUCUGUCCAAGAUUGCUGAUGCAUUAUAUGCUAGUAAACGCUGUAUUGUUGUCACUGGUGCAGGCAUUUCGGUUGAUGCUGGUAUUCCUGACUUUCGCUCUGAAGAUGGUCUCUACAACCUUGUCAAAGCCAAAUACCCAAAUGUUGUUUUAAAGGGCAGGGAUUUGUUUGAUGCAUCGUUGUUCAACGACCCCAUAUCCACCAGGCUAUUUUACACGUUCAUGUCGGAGCUUCGAAGACUUACUGCCAAUGCUCGCUUGACUCGCACCCAUCAAUUUAUUAAAGAUAUAGCCACCUCAAACCGCCUACUACGCUGCUAUACCCAAAACAUUGACUGUUUAGAGUCCCGUCUUGGGCUUACUUCUUCGACUCGAACUGCAUUGCAAGCUUCUUCUAGUGGUGCACUAUCUAGUAUCAAUAGAACGCAGGUUGUUCAGCUUCACGGAAAUUUAGAAACUGUUGUGUGUGCAUUUUGCCAAACUGUGUCAGAAUUCACUGACGAGAUUGCUGCUUUAUUCGACUGUGGUGAACCUCCUUCUUGUUCGGCCUGUGAGAAUGUUCGUGCGAUUCGAAUGGCACAGGGAAAGCGAGAUAUUUCUGUUGGUCUAUUGCGACCCAAUAUUGUACUAUACAAUGAGCACCAUCGUGAAGGAGAUAAAAUAUCACAGUUGCAGGUUCACGAUAUGAAAAAAAAGCCAGACAUGCUCAUUGUCAUGGGUACGUCGCUCAAAGUUGUUGGUGUUCGAAACCUCAUUAAAGAGUUUGCCAAGCGUGUACAUGCAACAAAAAACGGUAUCUGUGUUUUUAUUAAUGCCACAGAAGUAGCAGUAAAAGAAUGGGAGUCUAUUUUUGAUUAUCAAGUGAUUGGUCGGUCGGAUGAUGUAGUGUCUUGUCUU